AGGGAGAGAGAGAGAAGGCAUCAUUCCCUCCGUUAGCGCUCAGUGGGAGAUACGUGUAUUGUCUCCGCUCCUCUCCCUCCAAGUGAGGCAUUUCUAAGAGACCAACAACGGAAAAGAGAUUACUUUCACCAAAGAUUCAGACGCAUUUUGAAUGAAACGGGAGACUCAGCUACGCCUAGCUGGAUCUAUUCAGAACGCAAUUCCGUUAUCAUCACGCUGUGUGCUCCUGUGAUGGAAUACUUGUGAAUUAAAACAAAAACAAAACUUUUAUUUCUAUUUCUUGAAGAUUCGUUGAUUGUCCCUUGGUUUUCAAACUAUUCAUUAGUGUUUAGGUAUUCGUUGUGGAAGCAUGACAUCAGUGCACUGUGAGAGCUUGGUGGUGAUUCACGAUUUCAACGGCGGAAUAUCAACGGCACUUCCUCGUACGCUCUGUAUGAAAUUAGUUAUGAUUAGUAGCGUUUACAUUCUUCCUACAAUGGUUGGUGUUCUUUAUUGAAUAUCGACUCAAAUUCAAAAACCCGGAAUGGGUGUCCAAGCAACAAGCGACUGUGUGAACGGUACUCUGCUUCUCGGCAGUUGUGCGCACAUUUAGAAGGAACAAGGCAUUGGUAAAACCGGCGGUAGCCUUUACCGGAAUAAUCUGCACACCUUUCUCACCUGACAUUUUUUUUCUACACAUGGACUUACUUUGGACGUUGCAUCACCUUGAUUUCAUAGAAGUAUAAUACAAAAAAAAAGUGCCUCGGUGAAUCUGGUCUUUUUUUCUGAAUCGAAGUCGGAGGAGGUAGGAGGGAGAGAAAGAUAGAGAGAGACCAUGGCCAGGCUAAGGCAUGGUGGUGGUGUGGUUCUGCAACUGAACAAACCCUACUUUACAUGGCGUGUGUUGUGGGUGAUGAAAGCUCUAUUUGACCUUACAGCAUCGCAGGAAAUUUACGCACCACAUUCCAUAAGAAUGGAGGGAGACCUGACCCUUGGUGGUCUCUUCCCUGUGCACGCCCGGGGGAUCCCGGGGGAACCGUGUGGGGACAUCAAGAAAGAGAACGGGAUCCAUCGUCUCGAAGCUAUGAUGUACGCCUUGGACCAAAUCAACAGUGAUGACGAUCUUCUUCCCAAUGUCACCCUAGGUGCCCGGGUACUGGAUACGUGUUCGAGGGACACCUAUGCUCUCGAGCAGUCCCUGACUUUUGUGCAGGCACUCAUACAAAAAGACACUUCGGACGUGAGGUGUAUGAACGGUGAACCGCCAGUGUUCGUCAAGCCAGAGAAAGUUGUUGGAGUGAUAGGAGCUUCAGCAAGUUCUGUAUCGAUCAUGGUGGCGAACAUAUUACGUCUGUUUCAGAUUCCUCAGAUCAGCUAUGCCUCCACGGCCCCGGAGCUGAGCGAUGACCGACGAUAUGACUUCUUCUCUCGUGUGGUGCCCCCGGACUCUUUUCAAGCCCAAGCCAUGGUGGACAUAGUCAAGGCCAUGGGCUGGAACUACAUAUCUACCGUAGCAUCAGAAGGAUCCUAUGGAGAGAAGGGAGUGGAUACCUUCCAUCAGCUGUCCAGAGAAUCAGGUGGGAUCUGCAUCGCUCAGUCCUUAAAGAUCCCUCACAAUCACAAGCAGGAGAACUUCGACAAGAUCAUCAGGCUGCUUCUGGAGACUCGUUACGCCCGGGCAGUCGUCCUCUUCGCCUCAGAUGAGGACAUUCGGGGUAUCCUGAACGCCAGUAAGAGAGCUGACCAGGUGGGUCAUUUCCUGUGGAUCGGUUCAGACAGCUGGGGAGCCAAGAACAGCCCUGUCCAUCAGCUAGAGGAAGCAGCAGUGGGAGCUGUCACUAUCCUGCCAAAGAGAGCAACCAUUGCCGGGUUUGAUGCCUACUUCACAUCGCGGACGCUAGAGAACAACAGGAGAAACGUCUGGUUCGCAGAAUACUGGGAGGAGAAUUUCAACUGUAAACUGAUGAGCUCUUCCAAGAAGGAAGACACCAGCCGGAAAUGCACAGGCCAGGAGCGGAUCGGGACGGACUCUAAGUACGAGCAAGAGGGGAAGGUUCAGUUUGUGAUCGAUGCGGUGUACGCCAUGGCCCACGCCCUUCACAACAUGCAGAGAGACCUGUGUCCCGACGUCUCUGGGAUCUGUCCCGAUAUGGACUUGGCCGGCGGCAAGAAACUGCUCAAGUAUAUCCGCAGUGUCACCUUCAAUGGAAGUGCGGGGACGUCAGUGAAUUUCAACAGGAACGGUGAUGCUCCGGGACGUUACGACCUGUUCCAGUAUCAGAUCAACAACAACAGUUCCCCGGGAUACAAGCACAUUGGACAAUGGACAGAGACAUUACAGCUCAACAUUGAGGACAUGCAGUGGCCUAACGGACAGACAGAGAUUCCCAGCUCUGUGUGUAGUCUGCCCUGCAGGACAGGAGAGAGGAAGAAGGCAGUGAAAGGCAUGCCGUGUUGCUGGCACUGUGAGCCCUGUGAUGGCUACCAGUAUCAAUAUGAUGCAACAUCCUGCAAGCUGUGCUCCUACAACAUGAGGCCCAACCCCAACAGGACGGCAUGCCAGCCCAUCCCCAUCGUGAAGCUGGAGUGGCACUCCCCCUGGGCAGUGAUACCUGUCUUCCUCGCCAUGCUGGGCAUCAUCGCCACCAUCUUCGUCAUGGCAACCUUUGUCCGCUACAAUGACACACCCAUCGUGCGCGCGUCGGGCCGCGAGCUGAGCUACGUCCUUCUCACCGGGAUCUUCCUCUGUUACAUCAUCACCUUCCUCAUGAUUGCCAAGCCUGAUGUUGCCGUCUGUUCAUUCCGACGGAUCUUCCUAGGUCUCGGUAUGUGUAUUAGCUACGCGGCACUCCUCACCAAGACAAACCGUAUCUACCGCAUCUUCGAAGAGGGUAAGAGGUCGGUGACAGCACCCAGGCUGAUCAGCCCGACCUCCCAGCUGGCUAUAACCACUUGCCUGAUUGCCAUUCAGCUCCUGGGGGUGUUUAUCUGGUUCGGGGUGGACCCCCCCAACACCAUCAUCGACUACGACGAACAGAAAACCGUCAACCCCGACCAAGCCAGAGGAGUACUGAAAUGUGACAUCACCGACCUGCAGAUUAUAUGCUCGUUGGGUUAUAGCAUCCUACUCAUGGUCACGUGUACAGUGUACGCCAUCAAGACGCGGGGCGUCCCGGAGAGCUUUAACGAGGCUAAACCCAUUGGAUUCACCAUGUAUACCACUUGUAUAGUCUGGCUAGCCUUCAUACCCAUCUUCUUUGGGACAGCGCAGUCCGCAGAAAAGCUAUAUAUCCAGACCACCACCCUCUGUAUCUCUAUGAAUCUUAGUGCCUCGGUGGCCUUGGGGAUGCUUUACAUUCCUAAAGUCUAUGUCAUCAUCUUCCAUCCGGAGCUUAAUGUCCAGAAGAGGAAGAGGAGCUUCAAGGCGGUGGUGACGGCCGCGUCCCUGACCACACGCCUCUCACACAAGACCAGUGACAGGCCCAACGGAGAGGCCAAGACGGAACUGUGUGAAAACAUUGAUCCAAACAGUCCGGCAGCAAAGAAGAAAUAUGUGAGCUACAAUGAUAUUGUGAUCUAAGAGCCGUCAUCAGACAGAAGGGCAGGCUGGUUGGAGAUGCUUGGUCUCCCUGCCUCUCCUGCCCCAUUGGCAACAUAAAGGAAUUCCAAACUAUUUUUAUGUCCAUGCUGCUUUACUGCCCACUCACACCCCGGAACCCGCGGAAUCCCCCGGAACUCUGGAACUCCAGAACAACACAGUGACAAUGGGUGGGUUCUGGGUUCUAGAGCUUCCCUUUCAACCAGAGGAUUCUGUUUGGAUAACUGACGUUUUUUUCAUGGUGGAAUGGAAAAGAGGGAAAGCUUUAAGAAACAUUUUAAGAAAAUCAAGACGGACAUUUCUGAUGGGAGCAAAAUUAUUUACAAAAUAAUUAGUUUUGUUAAAUGGUUUUAGAGGGGGAAAAAAGAAGCAGAGAACUGGUUUGGACAAAAAACCUGUGUUCCUCCUCAGGAUUAGAGUGGGUCUCUGCAGACCCCUCAGAGCUGGCCCCCCACCCCCUAGAGGUGUGUCUCUACAGGUACGCUGGCUGCAGCAGGAGGACUACCUGUCCUGGAGGACUCACCUGUCCUGGAGGAUACACCUGUCCUGGAGGAUACACCUGUCCUGGAGGAUACACCUGUCCUGGAGGACUCACCUGUCCUGAAGGACCCACCUGUCCAGGAGGACUCACCUGUCCUGGAGGAUACACCUGUCCUGGAGGACUCACCUGUCCUGGAGGAUACACCUGUCCUGGAGGACUCACCUGUCCUGAAGGACCCACCUGUCCAGGAGGACUACCUGUCCUGGAGGACUCACCUGUCCUGGAAGACUCACCUGUACUGGAGGACUCACCUGUCCUGGAGGACUCACCUUUCCUGAAGGACUCACCUGUCCAGGAGGACUAUCUGUCCUGGAGGACUCAUCUGUCCUGGAGGACUCAUCUGUCCUGGAGGACUCACCUGUCCUGGAGGACUCACCUGUCCUGGAGGACUCACCUGUCCUGGAGGACUCACCUGUACCUGGAGGACUCACCUGUGCUGGAGGACUCACCUGUACUGGAGGACUCACCUGUACUUGACCUGCCUGUACCUGGAGGACUCACCUGUGCUGGAGGACUCACCUGUACUGGAGGACACACCUGUACUGGAGGACACACCUGUCCUGGAGGACUCACUUGUCCUGGAUGACUCAUCUGUCCUGGAGGACUCACCUGUACUUGACCUGCCUGUACCUGGAGGACACACCUGUACUGGAGGACUCACCUGUACCUGACCUGCCUGUACCUGCCAUGGGGCUGUUUCUUGUCUUUUAAUGUCCUUCCAAACUGCAAGUUUUCCAAAAUUCCUGUCAAAAAAAGUUUGUGGUUCUAUUGGCUACCUAUCCGUUACAUUUGUUGUAGAUUUUUUAAAGAUCUCAAUGUAUUUCCUCUUUGCUGCUUGGAUGCACAUUCAAUUAAAGCCAUAUUCUUGUCUCUGAGAUGUCAAGUAUUUUUUCACGUUUUCCAUUUGGCUGUAUGUGGGUCGACGAGAAAGACGUACAGUAUCUGAUUUUUACAUUCCCUUAUAUAUGUGUGUGGGGAGUUUUCUACAGACUGUUUUCAGUAUGUUGAACGGGUACAGUUCAUUAAUCAUCGACUGUGUUUUCAGUAUGUUGAACGGGUUCAGUUCAUUAACCAUCGACUGUGUUUUCAGUAUGUUGAACGGGUACAUUUCAUUAACCAUCGACUGUGUUUUCAGUGUGUUGAACGGGUACAGUUCAUCGACUGUGUUUUCAGUGUGUUGAACGGGUACAGUUCAUCGACUGUGUUUUCAGUGUGUUGAACGGGUACAGUUCAUUGACUGUGUUUUCAGUAUGUUGAACAGGUACAGUUCAUUGACCAUCAAUUGUGUUUUUAAAGUGACUAAAAGAGAGCUCCAGCGCCCAGUCAAGUCAAGGCUUUAUUAGCUUGAUAUAAAAACUAGAAUGACUCCAGUGGUUUUCAGAUUUUAAAACGGUUUCUGUCACCCGUGUAGAAGUUGUCGAUGCAUGCCUGCUAUGUUUGAUGUUAAGAUUAAGUCAAAAAAAUAUAUAUAAAAAUAAAAAAGAUGGAGAUUUCACAACACAUGAUUCACUAGCCUUGCUUUUAAUGGCAUAAAAGAUUACUAUUAUUAUUCAUAUUAUUAUAAUCCAUUUUUUUUUUUUUGGUUGACAUCUCGCUGAAGGUUAGAAUAUGGCUUUAAUUUCGUCUUGGAUUUUUCUUAAUGCCCUGCAACUAUGGAAAAAUUGUGGGGAAAAAUAACACGGAUAUAUAUUUAAAAACAAAACACACAAAAUAAAAAUAAAAAACAAGUCUGUUUUUAUACUGUUUGCACUAAGUAUAUUCACGUUGCCCUUGCUGCUUAUGUGCCAAUGUUGUGGGAGAUAAAAAAAAUAAUAUAUAUAUAUAUGUUUGACCACUCAUGCAACUUUUAUGUGGUGUUGUCCAAGAAUGUAUCAACAUGAAAUAAAACCAUUUGGUAUUUUUUUUUCUUUUAUAUUCCCUGAAAA
Salvelinus fontinalis (brook trout) is the source of this 6043-nucleotide messenger RNA. Its product is annotated as metabotropic glutamate receptor 7-like. The record is from RefSeq and is a predicted model, not a curated record. Gene Ontology annotation, cellular component: membrane. Lineage: Eukaryota; Metazoa; Chordata; Actinopteri; Salmoniformes; Salmonidae. Gene Ontology annotation, molecular function: group III metabotropic glutamate receptor activity. Bases 815 to 3559 code for a protein of 914 amino acids. Gene Ontology annotation, biological process: regulation of synaptic transmission, glutamatergic; G protein-coupled glutamate receptor signaling pathway. The transcript has 11 exons.